Molecule: messenger RNA, 1353 nt
Organism: Laetiporus sulphureus 93-53
Lineage: Eukaryota; Fungi; Basidiomycota; Agaricomycetes; Polyporales; Laetiporaceae
Product: HAD-like protein
Exons: 8
Molecular function (GO): phosphoprotein phosphatase activity
Source: RefSeq, a predicted model, not a curated record
AAAAUGCUGGCUGCCCGGCUCGCCAGGUCUGUCUCUAGAAGGCGCGUGGCUACGCAUUCCAUCCGCUACCUGGCCACCAGCCCCCUUCCACCACCUCCACCAUCUUCUCCGCCGAAAAACCCGCCUCUCAAAGAUGUUCCUCCUCCGCCCCCGCCUUCGAAGCCUCAGCAGCCUCUGUCUCCUUCAUCGCUACCAAGCCUAGACUUCUCGCCCGAGGUGGAGGGAGAGCGGCAGCGCGAGCAGACGGGUGCGCGCUCAUCAAAGGGUUCAUUAUCGAGCUCAGAACGACGGAGGCGCAAUAUGGUUAGGGCCGCGAUGGGCGUGCUGCUGGUUGGCGCAGCUGUAGAAGCGUGGGUGAUGGGGAAUGAUUGGGAGGAGGAAGAGUUGAAGGCGAAAAAGAUUGUACGUAAACGCGAGGAUGUGCCUACAACACGAUGGGGUCGCACGAAGGCAAGGUUCACGAGCCUGUUUGAUUUCUUCACUGAGCCGUUGUGGCCAGAGUUACUCCCUCCUCCACAUCCUGCUAUUCCUCAAAAGCCAUACACGCUGCUUGUGUCUGUCGACGAUCUCCUCGUAACGUCUACGUGGGAUCGACAACACGGCUGGCGGACUGCAAAACGACCCGGAGUGGACUACUUCCUUGGCUAUCUAUCGCAAUUUUUCGAGAUCGUCAUAUUUACAACGCAAUAUAAUUAUACUGCCGCUCCAAUAGUAGACAAGUUAGACCCCUAUCAAUUCUUCGUCUCAUACAGGCUCUACCGAGACGCAUGUCGAUCGGUCAAGGGCACUCCUGUUAAGGAUCUCACAUAUCUGAACCGAGAUCUGUCCAAGGUUGUCGUGCUUGACGUCCACCCCGAGCACGUCUCCGCGCAGCCCGAUAAUGCGAUCAUCCUGCCCAAGUGGACGGGCGAUCCGAAGGAUAGGGGGCUGGUCGCGAUGAUUCCGUUCCUUGAAUCGAUCGGCAUCUUCAAGCCAGCGGAUGUGCGGCCGAUCCUGGAGGCAUAUCGAGGGAAGGACAUCCCGAUCGAGUACGCGAAGAAAGAGGCAGAGAUGAAGCGCAAGCAUGUCGAGGACUGGGAGCACAAGAAGCGAGGCCUCUCGACAGAAACCUUCACUCUCAGCGGGCUAUUUGGCGGAUCGAGCCGGGCGAACGCAUCCCCGAUCCCGCCCACAUACCUCGAACUGAAGCGUCGUGAGGCGCAAUUGCAGUACAAGGAAGAGCAGGCGUACAUCGAGGCGAACAAGGAGACGUUCGAGCGGCUCAUCAAGGAGGACCAGGAGGCGCAGAUGCGCCAGAUGUCCGGCAGCACGAUAUGGAGCGCGGCACAGACGAUGUUCGGCCUGCCUCCGCCG